This is a messenger RNA of Notolabrus celidotus (New Zealand spotty), 3051 nucleotides long. RefSeq names its product phosphofructokinase, liver a (gene pfkla). Gene Ontology annotation, molecular function: monosaccharide binding; AMP binding; 6-phosphofructokinase activity. NCBI's taxonomy places the organism in Eukaryota, Metazoa, Chordata, Actinopteri, Labriformes, Labridae. Gene Ontology annotation, cellular component: membrane; 6-phosphofructokinase complex; cytoplasm. Bases 167 to 2509 code for a protein of 780 amino acids. Gene Ontology annotation, biological process: canonical glycolysis; fructose 1,6-bisphosphate metabolic process; fructose 6-phosphate metabolic process. The record is from RefSeq and is a predicted model, not a curated record. The transcript is spliced from 22 exons.
AAACAGCAGAAGUUGACUGCAGAGUGAGUACUGAGAGUAAACCUGCAAGAAAGGAGGAAGCGACAUCUGGACUAACCCCAGGCUUAUCAUAUCAAACACUUUCCUCUACUGGCUAACAGUGAUUUAUUGAUUUCCUGCAGUGCUCUAUAAAAGUGAGGGGAUCAACAUGUCUUCGAUGGACUUAGAGAAGCUGAAGAUGACGGGGGCUGGUCGAGCCAUAGCAGUGCUGACCAGCGGUGGAGAUGCACAAGGGAUGAAUGCUGCUGUCCGAGCUGUGACAAGAAUGGGCAUCUACGUGGGGGCCAAGGUCUAUCUUAUAAAUGAGGGAUAUCAGGGCCUGGUGGACGGGGGAGAUAACAUCACACUGGCUCACUGGCACAGUGUGACCAACAUCAUCCAACAGGGUGGCACUGUGAUUGGAAGCGCCCGAUGCAAAGCCUUCCCAACCCGAGAGGGCAGGGUUGCAGCUGCCUUCAACCUGGUGAAGAAAGGCAUCACAAACCUGUGUGUGUGUGGUGGAGACGGCAGCCUCACUGGAGCCAACAUCUUCCGCAAUGAGUGGAGCGAUCUGCUGGAUGAGCUUGUACAGAAAGGGAGGAUAACGGACACAAUGGCCAAACAGCACGACCACCUGAACAUCGUGGGGCUUGUGGGCUCCAUCGACAAUGACUUCUGCGGGACAGAUAUGACCAUCGGGGCAGACUCGGCACUGCAUCGCAUCAUGGAGAUAAUCGAUGCUAUCAUGACCACUGCACAAAGCCACCAGCGAACCUUUGUACUUGAAGUCAUGGGGAGACACUGUGGAUAUCUGGCCUUGGUGUCUGCCCUUGCAUCUGGAGCAGACUGGCUCUUCAUCCCAGAGGCUCCUCCUCAGGAGGGCUGGGAAGACCGCAUGUGUACCCGGCUAGAAACGAGCCGCAUCAAGGGGUCCAGGCUUAACAUUAUAAUCGUGGCAGAAGGAGCCAUCGACAGAAAUGGGAAAGCCAUCUCAUCAACUUACAUAAAAGAUCUGGUGGUAAAGAGGCUGGGCUACGACACGAGAGUGACAGUACUCGGGCAUGUUCAGCGAGGAGGAACUCCCUCAGCAUUUGACAGAAUACUGAGCAGUAAGUUGGGUGUGGAGGCGGUGGUGGCUCUGAUGGAGGCCACUCCUGACACCCCCGCCUGUGCCAUUGGCCUGUCAGGAAACCAUGCUGUUCGUCUGCCUCUAAUGGAGUGUGUAGAGAUGACUAAGUUGGUGCAGACGGCCAUGAAUGAGAAGAGGUUUGAUGAGGCUGUCAAACUGCGUGGAGGGAGUUUUGAGAACAACUGGAAUAUCUACAAGCUUCUUGCCUUUCAGAAGCCCUCACAGUCUCAGAGCAAUUUCUCUUUGGCUGUUCUGAAUGUUGGCGCUCCAGCUGCAGGGAUGAAUGCAGCCGUGAGGUCUGCUGUGAGGUUAGCACUGGCUAAUGGACACAAAGUCUACGCCGUCCAUGAUGGCUUUCAAGGACUCGCCAAAGGAGAUGUAUUUGAGAUGGAAUGGCACAAUGUGGCGGGAUGGACUGGCCAAGGAGGCUCCCUGCUGGGGACAAAGAGGACUCUUCCAAAUAAACACCUGGAGAAGAUUGUGGAAACCAUCACCAAGUUCCAGAUCUCAGCUCUGCUUGUAGUAGGAGGUUUUGAGGGGUACCAAGGUGUGCUGCAGCUGUGUGAAGCCCGGAGUCGCUACGAUGAGCUCUGCAUCCCCAUGUGUGUAAUCCCUGCCACCAUCAGCAAUAACGUCCCCGGAACCGACUUCAGCCUGGGAGCAGACACGGCUGUCAAUGCUGCCAUGGAGGGUUGCGAUAAGAUCAAGCAGUCUGCCUCUGGAACCAAGAGACGGGUGUUUGUGGUGGAGACAAUGGGUGGAUACUGUGGCUAUCUGGCAACCUGCACUGGCAUAGCUGUGGGAGCUGACGCAGCCUACAUCUUUGAAGACCCUUUCAACAUCCAGGACCUGAAGACCAAUGUGGAGCAUUUGACUGAAAAGAUGAAGAAGGACAUCCAGAGGGGUCUGGUGCUCAGGAAUGAAAAGUGCCAUGAGAACUACACGACAGACUUCAUCCACAGGCUGUAUUCAUCAGAGGGGAAGGGCAUCUUUGACUGCAGAGUCAAUGUGCUGGGACACCUUCAGCAGGGAGGAUCACCUUCUCCUUUUGAUAGAAAUUUUGGCACCAAGUUGGGUGUAAGGGCGAUCCAGUGGAUUUCAGAGAGACUGACUGAAAACUUCCGACAAGGUCGCGUGUUUGCCAACGCACCAGACACGGCAUGUGUACUCGGCCUCAACAGAAAGGUCAUCUCAUUCAUCCCCGUCACUGAACUGAAGGAAGCGACUGACUUUGAACACCGGAUGCCAAAGGUCCAGUGGUGGCUCAAGCUUCGGCCGCUGCUCAAAAUGUUGGCCAAGUACCAAACCAGCUUCUGUGAAUACGUCCCAGGAGAGAUCGCACAUGUGACCCGACGCUCCCUGAGCAUCGACCCGGGGUUUUAGGCUCUCUUGCACUGCAAUAUUCUCUCCGCACUUUUAAUCCUUAUCUGUCCAACACUUGGCCCUACAGGCACUUAAAGGAAGGUCUUCCAACAGCUGCCAUUACUGGUUACAGGUAUUGAGAUUUGAAAAGACAGCAUUGCUCUCUGUCAUCAGUGUCAUAGUAGCUACAAUAUAUUGAAUAAAUAAUGUAGAUUUAUUCUACAAGAAUUAAUUUGCCGAAUGAGGGAUUAAGAACUUAGCAGCAGCUAUGUCUUGUACCAAGUGAGCCUUUGUAUAGUCAAAUAACUGUAAAAACACUACCAGGUCGGCCUUCAAAUCAAAACUGUUAAUUUACUACUGAAUAUAUUAAAAAAUGUUGCAUAGUUUCCUUUUUCAUGUAACAAAUCAAGUAUUUGGUUCCAUGUUUUUGAGUUUUUAAUGUUAAAAAUAUCUGCUUACAUUUUUGGAGCCUCUUUAUUGUUGCCUAAAAAUGUAACCAUACCUGUACUUAGUUGGCUUUGCUGAGACAUCUAAAUGUCAUAAAAGGACUCUAUGAAUUAUGA